Messenger RNA from Esox lucius (northern pike), 4481 nucleotides. RefSeq names its product armadillo like helical domain containing 4 (gene armh4). Lineage: Eukaryota; Metazoa; Chordata; Actinopteri; Esociformes; Esocidae. Bases 365 to 2329 code for a protein of 654 amino acids. The record is from RefSeq and is a predicted model, not a curated record. The transcript has 9 exons.
AUUCUGGCGCUCUGCGUUUCCCAACACAGGCGCGCGCGUGCACACGCACUCGGAAACGUAGCCUAUAUUGUGUGAUGCUGAUCCACACAACAAUAAACACUAGGCAAUUAUUUCAUCUCUCUUCUGGAUCAAUAUUUUCAGCUUAUUAAUAUGAAAUCGAUGCUGUUGUAAUAUACAACCAUUGCUUAAAGAAAAAGCUGGAGAAAAGCAUACCGCCCUUUGCAAUGAGGUAAACAUCAUUCCCGUCUACGACUAGCAGCUGAAAUUCCUGUCCAUUUGGGUGUGACCUGUUUCAGUCUCUUUAACCCGUCUCUUCUGGCCACUGUGACCCCUCACUUCAUCUCCAUGUUUACUUUGUGGUGAGAUGAGAGGGAUGUUGUUCUCUGUGACUCUCCAUCGCCUCCUACUGGCAGGAGUCUGUCUCUGCAUCUACAGCACCCCAGUCCCGACACUCCAGAAAUACACCCCCUCCUCACAGGACAGGGGCUGUAAUGGACAAGCCGGGGAGCCAAUGAAGGGAGAGCCCUGUAUAACACAAGCAACGCCUGCCAGUGUCUCAUCGCAGAGUGUUCAAUCUGGGCCUUCUGGUCCCGGCAGACCGUCCUAUAGGAUGUCAGAACACCUGACUGGCAACUUUACUUAUCUAUCGAAGAUUGUAGGAGCAAGGGGAGGCACUGUCCCAGAUGUGGAGGGAAGCAAACCAAGGGGGAUAGAGCCAUUGACACAGACAGAAAAUGGGGACAGUAGGGGGGGUGUAUCUGGACCAAGAGAGGUUGGGACAGGAGCUAAGAGACAGAGGAGGGAGGCAGAGCAUGUAUUUGAGGAGAUGGAGACUCUCAGACAGCCAGUAGAAGCUCAAGAACUCAGAACAGAUAAAACUAUGGAUGCUGCCACAACAGCCAGAGGCUCAGGGUCAGAUGGCCAGACAGGGAUGCACCCACCUGGGGAAAGGAGAGACCUCAUCCUGGAAGAGAGGCCAGACCUCCAGGGAGGAGAAGUGGAGCACCGACAGAGCUUGCCUGACCCUGGAGCUGUUCUUCUGGGGCACGAGAUAGAGACAAGACGACCGAGUUCCCUAUCUCCCCGUAGCCUUCUCACACACUCACCUUUGACCUCCGUUCCGCCAUCCGCAUGGGGAUCCAGAGAAGCUUCAUCACUGCUCCCUAGUGGUCUGGAGGAUGCAGGCCACGCCACUCUGCGGCCCCAGGAUGGAGAUACAGCGCCUGCACUUCCAGACCCCUUACUGCCUGACCUUGGACCAGCCCUAACAGGCUCCUCAAGACAGGAUGAUCCUGACAGCCUUUGGACCGAACCACUGCAGCAAAAUGGAGCUGCGGAUGCAAGUCCUUCUUCCUUACAGGAAGCGGCCACAGAGAGUACGAUGUCUUCGGAGGACCUCCCUCUCAUCUUCGACCCCUUUGAUGAUCUCACACCUGAAGGGGCGGAGAUAGCAACGGCUACUCUCUCGCCUGGCAACUCACAGCCAUCUGUUGCCAUAGCUACUACGGGGAUGCUGCUGUCGGAAGCGGAACUCGACCAGGUGGUCACUGCAGAUGCAAACAACUCAGGGCCAUCCCGUGUCCCACCCCCUGUGCUGCCAGAUUGGACGUCGCCAUGGCAGACAUCCGGGGCUGAUAUAUCUGAGCCUAUCAGCCCCUCUGGUCCACCUAUGGACUCCCCCUCGUCAGAGACAGAACAGCUAGUACACCAGAUUGACAAAGGUUAUGAGACCAAGCACACAGAGAAAGCCCCGCCCACCUCUGAACCCAAGCUUCCAAGCACCACCUCCACACAGAUUACCAUGACAAUGUCAGCAAUGUCAACCAGCAUGCCUGCAACCAAAUCUGGUCUGGAGGAACUGGAGUCUGAAGAGGAGCUAGAAGAGGAUGAGGAGGAUGAGAAUACGGAGGAGUCAGAAGAAGACAGCGAAGAGGACCUGAAUGAGCCCCCUGUGCCGGCCCCUACCCGAGCUCCUUACAGCCUCAUCCCCCCACCCCCUGUCUGGGUGCAGCGGAAUCAAGGCCUGAUGCGUAGCUGGGUGGAACUAAUCAGAGAGAAGGCAGGAUAUGUGUCUGGGAUGUUGGCCCCUGUGGGCAUAGGCAUCGCAGGGGCCUUGCUCAUCGUCGGGGCCCUCUACAGCAUCAGGAUGAUUCACCGUAAGAGAAGGAACAGCUUUAAACACCAGCGCAGGAGGAAGGUCAGACACACUGAGAUGAAGACACCGGAGACGUUCUUUCACAUCAGUGCAGAUGAGCCACCCAGGGAGCCAAGCAGCAACGGUCAGGACCAAGCAAUGCUGUUAGCUGACAGCUCUGAGGAUGAGUUUUGAUCCCACCAAUCAAACGUGGCCCGCAUUUCCAUCACAUCUCCAUGACUUCCACGUCACCAAUCACAGCAGGCCAUAUGGCUAUGAGUCGUCACGGUAUAUGACUGCCCUACUGACAGACUGAUGGGUAUUUGAAAUGAAAAUUAGGGUUCAGUGUUUGCACACCCAUGAAGUGGGACACCUGGUAGAGACCACCUGCACUAAGUUGAACCUACAAUGUUUGUCUCCCGAACCCUCUUUUUCAAUGACUUGCGAUGUAUUACAAGAGACGCCUCCUUUCCUUGUCUCCAAUCCCACAGGGUGUAAUUUCAGAAAGGAUGCCGCGUCAGACUAGAGAUGCCGUUAGGUCCUGAUGUCAGAUUGACACAUCCUUUACUACUGUACAUAAUGCAUCUUAGAUACUUCAAAUAGGUACUCUACUACUGUACAUAACACAUCUUAGAUACUUCGAUAUGUACUCUACUACUGUAGAUAACAUCUUAGAUACAGAUGAAAAAACAAAGCUAUUGGCGCUGGUGUACAAUGCAAUAAUGGACUGCAAAUAUGAACAGCCAUUCUUUUAAAAUGUUCAAAUGUUGGAGUUCAUCAUCCUCCUUUAAAAGCAUGUAGUAAGAACCUGCUCUUGUGUCUAGUUCAAGUAACAAUAUUCCUCUUGUUUUUCUUCAGUGCAUGGCAAGUAAGCUCUUUCAUAACCGUAUAUACAAGGUUAACACUUAUUCAACCAUCUCUACCAGUGAAAAGGCUAUCAACAGUCUUUACAUCCAUUUACAUGCAGAGGGACAAUUUGUAAACAGAGCCUCUUGAAUUUUUCACCCAACCUCCCCCAUCAGGAACUUUACUCACUGCCUGACAAACUACUCACUUUAUUGAUUUUAGUUGGGACCUGAAAGAACGGUGCAUGUAAAAACGUAAGGUUCAGAUGGACACACCUGUAAUGGAAACAGAACUUCCGUUAGGUGAAACACUUCAUGUAGAUCAGAGCUGGGCACUAAACCGUUAAUCCGUUAAUUAACAAAUGUAACAUCGUCGUUAACGAUUUAACAUCUAAGUUAAUGGUGUCUGACUAAUUAACUUCUGUUACAUUUAACUUCUGUGAACUAAAUUCCGCUAACCCAAAAACUGCAUAAAUAUACUUUAAAACCCUCUAGAGCUGAGGUGUCCAAACAGUUCCAUUGAGGGCUGAGGUUUUCACUCUCACCUUGUACUUGAUUGAGUUUCUACCCUUACCUGGUUGUUUGGGUCUGAACUGGGAACCAACUUGUAGGAAAAAACUAAAACCUGCAGACAAUCAGCCCUCUGUGGAAACAGUUUGACACCCCUGCUCUAGAGUCUAAACCAGUUUUUUGCUUCAGUCCAGAAUGGGGAAUGAGACCAAAUCCAAUGCUUGCUGUGCUGAAUAUCUAGAUGCUAUUUUCAAAGUCAAAAAUGUAUUUCUCUGCAGUAAGAUAGUAGUCUCAAGGCUUCUGUAUGAAGGUCAAGAGCAAAAGAAACACUCUGGAGCCCUCAUAUUUCUUGCGAGCAGCUAUUCUUGUGUUGUAAACAUCAUCUGUGAUUGGCCAUCAAAGAAUGUCUCUCUAGUAUCUGUGAAAUGGAUUGGCUAUUCAUUAUUAUGCUGGGGCAAAACCUUCCAAUAAUGGAGUAACUUCAACAUCAUUUUACAUUGCGUCGCCUUGACGGAAAAGGACAAAUGUAAUGUCAUUAGAUGUUUUUAAGCAAAAAAAGUUAUAAAAAUGCAUGUUAACGUUUAUCGCCAACUUCUGUUACAUUUUUAACGACAUCACGGUUAUCAAACUUUUUGGUGAACGGAUUAAAAAGUGAACUUUUUGAUUAAUUGUGCCCAGCUAUGAUGUAGACAAAGCCAAACUUCACAUUAUUAGUCAUUUCUGUGAUUGAUGCAUUUGUCUGCUUUUAAGCACUAAAUAACAAAAAGUGUUUUUAAAAAUCCAAUUCAGUGUAAUUAAGUAAUAUUACAUUGUAUAGUAGUCAUUCUUUUGAUAUGUCACAUUUUGUGCAACCAUCACCUUGUAGGUUGCUUGAGAUUUUUUUGCCUAUGAAUAUGCAGUGACACCUGAUCAUUGAUGGGUUCUGUAAAAUGAUGGCCACACUUUCUUUCAGUAAAUACCAAAUGUGCAGUAUUGACCAAUAAAGAUAUCUU